CUUCUACAUAGAUCUCGUCGGAAUUCAUCGAUUCUGCCACGAAUGCGGCACGAGCUGUCAGCUGCCGUAUAUAAAUCCUGCAGGUACGCUGCCUUCAACAGGUGGUGGAAUUAGAGUCGGCGAAAUUGUUUUCAAUUCGCACGUGGUUCGAGGUGGCUGAGCUUCCGCCUGAUUCUGCCGUCCCCCUCGACUUCAUGAACGCCGAUGGUCUCGGCGGAGACUGCCCACUGCUUGUGGCGCCGCCGCCUCUGGCGGAACCCGCAACACUGACUCUGCCGUUCAGGGAGCAGGAGACUUCAGUCAUCGUGGCCGCUCUGAAGCGCGUCAUCGCCGGGGAAGGCGCCGGGGUGAGCAGGCAGAAGAGAACGAGGGAGAGCUUCUCCGGCGAGGCGCCGCCGCGGUUGUACUUCGAUUUCACGGAAACAAAGCAAGCAGAGGUGGCGGAUGCUGCGGGCGCUUCCGGCGGCGCCUCCGCCGUCGCGGGGAGAGAGCGAGGAGGGAAGAUGAGGUACAGAGGAGUCCGGCAUCGGCCGUGGGGCAAAUGGGCGGCGGAGAUACGCGACCCGCAAAAGGCUGCCCGCGUGUGGCUGGGCACAUUCGCCACCGCCGAAGCCGCCGCUCGGGCCUACGACGAGGCUGCUUUACGCUUUCGCGGAAACAGAGCCAAGCUCAACUUUCCAGAGGAGGCCAGCUGUCACCGGCGACUCCCCCCUGCCCCGUCGGACAACAUAGCAACCGGUUCCAUAGCUCCGGCGGCGCUCCUGGAGUCUCACCCCUUUGGAGUCGGCACCGUUAGGGACUCGAUGAUUCUUCCGGAACCGGAUGCUCCGGCGCUUCUGUAUCAAAUUCAAUGGACCUCUGUUCCAACCUGGGAAGCUAUUGAUGCUGCGACCGCCGCUCCACCCUCCUCUCCGCCCUUCUACAGUCCGGAAUUAACUCAGGAUAUGGAUUUUAUUCAAUCUCCGGAAUGGAAUGAUGAAUCCACUUAUCCUCCAUCUUCUUCUCCGAUAUAGGAAUACUCUCUCUUUCUAUAUUUAUAUUUCAUUCAAUUUAUUUAAAAUCGUUUGGUUUGUGUAUUUGGUAGGAUGCCAUUGAUUUUUUUUUUUAAUUUCUUUCAAGGUAAACAGAAAUUGUUCUAGCUACAAAUUUUAUUUGGCUUCCCUCUCUUUCA
Messenger RNA from Zingiber officinale, 1171 nucleotides. Its product is annotated as ethylene-responsive transcription factor ERF039-like. Gene Ontology annotation, biological process: ethylene-activated signaling pathway; regulation of DNA-templated transcription. The coding region runs from base 195 to 1013 and encodes 272 amino acids. The record is from RefSeq and is a predicted model, not a curated record. NCBI's taxonomy places the organism in Eukaryota, Viridiplantae, Streptophyta, Magnoliopsida, Zingiberales, Zingiberaceae. Gene Ontology annotation, molecular function: DNA binding; DNA-binding transcription factor activity. The transcript has a single exon.